CACAACUCCCAUUUCCUGCACGCGAUUCAAGUCAGGUCACCCCUCCUUGUCAUGCACAUAUGCUCUCCUAGGCAGCAAUUCUCGACUGAAGUCUAGGUCUACAAGCUUACAAAAGUUACAUCUACACCCUUUCCAACACCUUGGCCUAAAUGCCUCUCAAGCGAGUAUCAGGCGACAAACGAAGUGCAGGGAAAAGGGAGCCAACCAGACCACUAGGUCUGAGCCCACGCCGUUCCAGCAAGAGGCCUCGAUGGCAUCAGAAGAGCCGGGAGAUUCAGGAUCAGGCACAGGAGCAGGAGCAGGCAAAGGAUCAUUUCAAUGAUCGGAGCCGAUUCCUCUCCUAUCCCACGCAUAAAGUCAAUCGCCUCCUCGAGCCUGGGCCUGUGGUACUCGUUACCACCGGGUCUCUAGCCGAUCGGACGCACAAUAUCAUGACAAUGGGCUUUCACAUGAUGAUCCAACACGAGGAACCAACACUGGUCGGCGCAUGUAUUGGACCGUGGGACAAAAGCUUUGACAACCUGAAAAGAACCGGCCAAUGCGUGCUUGCAGUACCGGCUGCGGAGCUGCUGGAGCAAGUGGUUGAUAUUGGCAAUUGCAGUGGCGAAACGGUGGAUAAGUGGGAUGCAUUCGAAAUGAUCCCUGUGGAGCCACCGGAAUCGCCGUUACCGCCAGAGACCGAUCCAGAACUUGAAGAUGGAGAAGAAAAGGGGCAGAGUUACAUGGAGCUGGAAAGGACUGCCCGUGCGCCACUGGUUGGUGGGAAGGAUAUCAUGGCCAACAUCCAAUGUGUGGUUCAUGAUCGAGCGUUGGUGGCAACGUACAACUUGUGGAUACUGCGGGUUGUCCGCGCAUGGGUGAACAGAGACCUCGACCUGAACUAUGGGCAGAGCAAUCAGCAACUAGAGGAGCCCAGCGGUGCUGUUGGUGGCGGGAAGAGGCAGAUGAGGAUGGUGCACCAUCGUGGGGACGGCAGGUUUGUGGUGGAUGGUGAGGAGCUCGACUUGAGGGAUAGGAUGAUCAAAUGGGAGGAGUUUCAGGACUAAGUCUGUCAGAAACACUAGGUUUCAUCCGCCCAUUGUUUGAUCAUGGUACCUGUCUCAGAUAUACCUCUGCAGCCAGGGUGAAGGCGCGUUCCUGGACCCAACAGUGGGAGCCACCUGUGGCUGGUCAGCAGAUCGCAGGAAUCAUGCAGGUGAGAGGCACUAUCACAAUUCAAGCACCUCAUCCGCUUAAGCAGGAUGUGCGAAACGUCUAGAACAAUACCUCUCUUGGUAUAGUCGUGCCUGAAAUUGCGCUCGUAGCAGGUCCGCACAGUUGAGCGGCAAAUGCUGCACCAACACGUUGGUUUGCGG
Aspergillus fijiensis CBS 313.89 is the source of this 1355-nucleotide messenger RNA. RefSeq names its product flavin reductase family protein. The coding region runs from base 150 to 1046 and encodes 298 amino acids. The transcript has a single exon. Gene Ontology annotation, molecular function: FMN binding. The record is from RefSeq and is a predicted model, not a curated record. NCBI's taxonomy places the organism in Eukaryota, Fungi, Ascomycota, Eurotiomycetes, Eurotiales, Aspergillaceae.